Molecule: messenger RNA, 843 nt
Organism: Petromyzon marinus (sea lamprey)
Lineage: Eukaryota; Metazoa; Chordata; Hyperoartia; Petromyzontiformes; Petromyzontidae
Source: RefSeq, a predicted model, not a curated record
AUGUCCGUGCCGCUCAUCAACCUGGUGAAGACGCCAGGAGACGGGGCGCUGAUCGCCUUCCACGCCUGUCUGGCGACGAGUAGCGUCGCGAGCAACUCGCUGCUGCUGCUCACGCUGCUCUGCUCACCGGUGCUCCUGAAAAGAAACAACUACCUGUACACGCUGAGCAUCACCGUCAGCGAUUUAAUCGCCGGAGCCGGCUGGUUCUACCUCGGUCUGUACGACGUGAGUCAAGAGUUAGAGGCGUACGAUAGUCCCCUGCGGGUGCUGGCAACGGUCCACGGCAUAUCUCUCGUCACAAUUGUGGCCGCCAUGGUGGACAGGUACCUCGCUGUGAAGCACCCGUUCAAGUACCUGCAGAAGAUGACCAGGACCAAGGUCGUGAUCGUGAUCGCGCUCACCUGGGCGUGGCCCGCCCUGUCGAUUAUCGUGCGCCUAAUCUUCCCCAGCGGUAACGGUCAAACAAGUCAAGGGUAUGUCACGUUAAUCUUCUUGGCCGGCAUGUUUGGGGUGAUGGUGAUUUUGAACGUCAGACUCUACAUCGUCACCAGUAAACAGCAAAACAGGGAGCCACACACUGGCAGGGAGUACAAGCACCGCUCUGCUUGGCUCAUCAUCGUUGCGUCUUCACUGUUUAUCGCUCUGUGGACUCCGAACAUAGUCCACUUGUCCAUCUGCUUUGCCUUUAGACGGUGCUUUUCAAGUCAAAACAUUGCCAACAACCCUCUCUCUAUCUUGCGCAUCUUGAACACACUCACCACACCGCUCAUAUUCAUGUUUGGAAGUCCAAUGACCAGAACCUCGCUCAAGGCCUUACUGCAACGCUUGAGAUUUAAAAGGUAA